ACUGAAGUAGCUGAAAUGAGAAAGAGGCAGCAGUCACAAAAUGAAGGAACAUCAGCUGUGUCUCAAGCACCUGGAAACCAAAGGCCCAACAACACAUGUUGCUUUUGUUGGUGCUGUUGCUGCAGCUGUUCAUGCCUCACUGUUAGGAAUGAAGAUAGAGGAGACAAUGCAGGAAGGCCAACACAUACAACCAAAUUGGAGAGUAUCCAGGUCAUAGAAGAAUGCCAAAACCCUACUGCAGAUGAAAUUUUGUCAUGGGCUCAGAAUUUUGACAAGAUGAUGAAAACACCAGCUGGGAGGAACCUUUUCAGAGAGUUUCUUAGAACGGAGUACAGUGAGGAGAACCUGCUUUUCUGGCUUGCAUGUGAAGAUCUAAAGAAGGAACAGAACAAGAAAGUUAUUGAAGAAAAAGCAAGACUUAUAUAUGAAGAUUACAUUUCUAUACUAUCACCAAAAGAGGUUAGUCUUGAUUCCCGGGUGAGAGAAGUGAUCAACAGAAACUUGUUGGAUCCCAGCCCCCACAUGUAUGAAGAUGCUCAGCUCCAGAUAUACACCUUGAUGCACAGAGACUCUUUUCCAAGGUUUUUGAACUCUCAGAUUUAUAAGUCUCUUGUUGAAAGUAUUACAGGCUCUACUUCUGAAACUUAG
Molecule: messenger RNA, 648 nt
Organism: Serinus canaria (Common canary)
Lineage: Eukaryota; Metazoa; Chordata; Aves; Passeriformes; Fringillidae
Gene: RGS17
Product: regulator of G protein signaling 17
Exons: 4
Coding region: 16-648 (210 amino acids)
Source: RefSeq, a predicted model, not a curated record